This is a messenger RNA of Ilyonectria robusta, 858 nucleotides long. RefSeq lists its product as uncharacterized. The record is from RefSeq and is a predicted model, not a curated record. The transcript has a single exon. The annotation marks the transcript as partial. Lineage: Eukaryota; Fungi; Ascomycota; Sordariomycetes; Hypocreales; Nectriaceae. Gene Ontology annotation, molecular function: 8-oxo-dGDP phosphatase activity.
CUGCCAGGAGAUGAUCGCACUCUCGGAUUUCUCAUCCCAACUACUGUGUCACAAAUGCCCUGGACGUCUGAAUUUCAACUCGACCAAUCUUCUCGAACCAUCCGUCUGGUGCCGGAAGACAGCACUGAUCUUGUCACCUCCAGCGCCGUUGCGAUGACCAAGCUUUUGAGAGCAGCUCAAGACGCAGGCUCAUUCACGAAACUUUCUAACUGGCCAGGCGAGAAAUUUCCGAUUCUUGGUGCGCCUUUCCCAUUUGCAAUUGACCGAGCAAUUGCGCCGUACUUCGGAAUUGUUUCAACCGGCGUCCAACUAAAUGUCUUCUCGCGGGGUGAGAGUGGGUCGAUUGCGAGUAUCUGGAUCGCUCGGCGUGACGCCAACAAACCCAUGUACGCUGGUAUGCUAGACAACGCCGUGGGAGGGGCUGUCAAACAUGGUGAGAUGCCGUUCGAAAGCCUUGUGCGCGAGGCGGAGGAGGAGCUAAGAAUGGACGCCAAGGCCGCCGUGUCCGGUGGGACUGUAUCUUGGUUCAACAUCAAAGAUACAAGAUCGGGCAUUCAUCCGGGCCCGGUGGAGUCUGGUGUCCAGUAUGUUUACGACCUGGAAGUGGACACCGCAACUGUGCUGCAUCCUGCAGAGGCGGGAAUCGAUUGGCUGCGGUUGCUCAGUGUCGGUGAAGUAAAGGCCGCUCUUGACCGGCGCGAGUUUAAGCCUAGUUGCGCAUGUGUGAUGAUAGACUUCUUUGUGCGGCAUGGCAUUAUCAAUGCCGACAACGAUAGGGACUUUGCCGAGAUUGUAUCUAGAUUGCAUCGUAGGCUGCUAUUGCCUACAACUUAUCCACAGAAGGUUGGGUUAUAUUAG